Messenger RNA from Penicillium vulpinum, 1775 nucleotides. Its product is annotated as GTPase-activating protein GYP1. The transcript has 7 exons. Gene Ontology annotation, cellular component: Golgi apparatus. The record is from RefSeq and is a predicted model, not a curated record. Gene Ontology annotation, molecular function: GTPase activator activity. Gene Ontology annotation, biological process: activation of GTPase activity. NCBI's taxonomy places the organism in Eukaryota, Fungi, Ascomycota, Eurotiomycetes, Eurotiales, Aspergillaceae. The coding region runs from base 1 to 1749 and encodes 582 amino acids.
AUGAGCACACCACUUUCGGAAUCCUCAUACAAUGGCGAACAAAAAAGGGCAGCAGACAAGUCAGAACGCACCCAAUCGCCCUUUUGGGCUGGCCGAAGUGCGUCCCUAAAUCAGGGCUCGUCGAAGUUCUAUGGUUCGAAUACUGUUGUCGGUGCAUCAUACUCACAUGCCAAUAUUGUACAACCUACCUCCUCCCACUCAGGCCCGAGAACACCGCCAAAACCAUCGGCUACAAAUGCUGCAUCGAGUUUGGUUCGCAAGCCAGGAAAGCUGGUAGCCUCACCUCCACGGCAACCCUACCCUGGCAUUAUGACUGAAGGAGUCGACGAGUGGAGUCGUGACCCCACCGAAGAAGAUGAUGAAGAUGAUGAUGAUGACGAGAUUGUGUACGAUGACGACGAAGAUGAGUUCGGGCUCCCUAGUCUUGCUAGUAUGAGGAGGAAAAGAUCUGCGCCUUUGAAGGCCCAGAAUAUUGAUUUCAGUGGCGGCGGGGCAGGAGGCAACCCCUCAACACUUGGGUAUGGAUUAGGGGCCGCCAACAGGCAACGCGCGAAUAGUUCAGAUAUUGCGGAAGAGCGUGGCGCCCCGAUGUAUCCAACUGCUCGCAAGGGGGAAGGGAAGAUCCUCCGGCCUCAAUACAAAGACAUCUUACAAGAUGCUUCACCUAAGGAGAGGGACAUCCAUUCGAGUCGCAUUACGCGAAUCAACAAGUUCAAGCGUAUCCUGCAAGCAAGUACGGUAUCCCCCACCGAGCUGCGAGAUCUCGCUUGGUCAGGUAUCCCGGAAGAAGUGCGGCCAAUGACUUGGCAACUUCUACUUGGCUAUCUUCCUACAAAUAGUGAGCGACGCAUCUCCACCUUGGAACGGAAGCGCAAGGAGUACCUAGACGGAGUACGGCAGGCCUUUGACCGAGGCAGCGGGGCAAACUCUGCAAACACCUCUUCUUCAACGAAGGGCCGGGGCAGAGGCCUUGACGAGGCAGUUUGGCACCAGAUCAGCAUUGAUGUUCCACGCACCAGCCCGCACAUUCCGCUGUAUGGCUACGAAGCCACCCAGCGGUCUUUGGAACGCAUCCUUUAUGUCUGGGCCAUCCGACACCCAGCAAGUGGUUAUGUUCAAGGUAUCAAUGAUUUAGUAACACCGUUCUUCCAAGUCUUUCUGGGCGUUUACAUAACCGAUCUGAACGUUGAAGAAGGUAUGGACCCAGGCCAAUUGCCUCGGAGUGUGCUAGAUGCAGUGGAAGCAGACACUUUUUGGUGUUUGACAAAGCUGCUGGAUGGUAUCCAGGACAACUACAUUUAUGCCCAGCCUGGCAUUCACCGACAGGUCAGGGCGCUACGAGACUUGACAAUGCGCAUCGACGCAGCACUUGCGAAGCACCUGGAGCAACAAGGCGUGGAAUUUAUGCAAUUUAGUUUCCGAUGGAUGAACUGCUUGCUCAUGCGGGAAAUGAGCAUCAAAAACACGAUACGCAUGUGGGAUACAUACAUGGCUGAGGAGCAGGGCUUCUCUCGAUUCCACCUCUAUGUUUGCGCCGCAUUCUUGGUCAAGUGGACAGAUCAGUUGGUCAAGAUGGAUUUCCAGGAGAUCAUGAUGUUCCUCCAAGCAUUGCCAACGAAGGAUUGGACCGAGAAAGAUAUUGAGCUCUUACUCAGCGAGGCAUUUAUCUGGCAGAGCCUGUUUCAAGACUCGCGUGCUCAUCUCCGAUCUGCUGGUGAUGAACCUCCUGAAAAUGGUAUCUUUUAUUGAUAGUAAUCAUAAUUCAUGAUCCGAAU